AUGCCCUCCAAGGAAGCUGUCCUCACGGCCAACGCCCCGGCCCCGUUGCCUGUCCUCUCUCAAGCUAUCAAACUGAACGGCAUGGUCUACUGCUCUGGCCAGGUCGGCACUGAUCCCAAGACCGGCCAGAUGACCGAGGGCAGCGUCCAGGACAGGACAAGACAAGUCUUAAAAAACCUCAGCGCCGUCCUAGAAGCUGCCGGCACGAACCUGGACAAUGUUGUCAAGGUCAACAUCUUCCUUACGUCCAUGGCCGAUUUUGCCGCAGUUAACGAGAUCUACUCGGAGUUCUUCAGCUCCGAUCCUAAACCGUGCCGCACGUGUGUUGCCGUUCACCAACUUCCCCUUGGAACGGAUGUUGAGAUCGAAUGCACUGCAGCCUUGUAG
Molecule: messenger RNA, 387 nt
Organism: Sporothrix brasiliensis 5110
Lineage: Eukaryota; Fungi; Ascomycota; Sordariomycetes; Ophiostomatales; Ophiostomataceae
Product: TdcF protein
Exons: 3
Coding region: 1-387 (128 amino acids)
Cellular component (GO): mitochondrion; cytosol
Molecular function (GO): deaminase activity
Source: RefSeq, a predicted model, not a curated record